AUGAGCACAAUAGUGCCUGUACUGUUGUCUCUGCUGCUCCUUCUGAGUCCUGCAGUCUCCCAGGAGACCCAAGAUGGGCCUUACUCUCUGACCUUCCACUCCAUCGGGGUGUCCACGCUUGCUGAAGGCCUCCCCGGCUUUCAGGCCACUGGCUUCCUCAAUGACCAGCCCUUCUUCCACUAUGAUAUUGAGAGCGGAAAGGCUGAGCCUCUGGGCCCAUGGAGACAAGUGGAAGGAAUGGAGGACUGGGAGGAAGUAAGUAAACGUCAGAAGGCAAGGGGGGACUUCUUUCUGAAGAAUCUGAAAGACAUCAUGGACUACAAAAAGGACAGAGGGAAUCACACCAUGCAGGAAAAGUUCGGUUGCAAGCUUCGGAAUAACACAUAUUGUGGGGCAUUCUGGACGGUUGCGUACGAUGGACAGGACUACAUCAAGUUCAACACAGAAAUUCCAGCCUGGAUCCCCCUGCAAAAGGCAGCUCUGAACACCAAGGUGAAGUGGGAGACAGAAGGCUCUGUUCAGCGGGCAAAGGCCUCCCUCAAAGAAGAGUGCCCCCAGAUGCUGCGGAGGUACCUGCAGUAUAGCAGGAUCUAUCUGGACCGACAAGAUCCUCCCUCUGUGUCAAUCACCAGCUACGUGGGCCCAAGAAACAAGAGGACCCUCAGGUGCCUGGCCUACAAUUUCUACCCACAGCCAAUCAGUCUGUACUGGACUCGGGCCAGCAAUGUGGUGGAGAAUGAGUUAUGGGGAGACGUUGCUCUCAGUGAAAAUGGUACUUACCAGUCCUGGGUGUCAGUGAAGAUCCCCUCUCGGGACACAGGCCCCUACUUCUGCCACGUGCAGCACAGCAGCCUGGCCCAGCCCCUCACCGUCCCAUGGAAUGAGAGACAAGAAGUGAGGGCUGAAGACGCUUCAGAGUCUCAAGACCAAUAG
Pteropus alecto (black flying fox) is the source of this 933-nucleotide messenger RNA. Its product is annotated as zinc-alpha-2-glycoprotein-like. The record is from RefSeq and is a predicted model, not a curated record. Gene Ontology annotation, biological process: immune response. Bases 1 to 933 code for a protein of 310 amino acids. The transcript has 4 exons. NCBI's taxonomy places the organism in Eukaryota, Metazoa, Chordata, Mammalia, Chiroptera, Pteropodidae. Gene Ontology annotation, cellular component: external side of plasma membrane.